This is a messenger RNA of Parnassius apollo (apollo), 531 nucleotides long. The record is from the annotation of a GenBank genome assembly. NCBI's taxonomy places the organism in Eukaryota, Metazoa, Arthropoda, Insecta, Lepidoptera, Papilionidae.
AUGGAUAAAGGUGCGAUUGGAUUUCCUGAGAUCGAGGAAAACCCAAAAUUUGAAAAUAAACAGAACCGACAGCCAGUAUUUUUGCCAUCGAUGUGCCCAACGAAUGAACUAUACUACCCUGGAGACCAGCAGUACGAUUGGAUUUGUGACUGCCGACCAGGUUAUUUAUAUCAUCCGGCUACAGAUGCUUGCUGGCUCGCUUACCAACGUGGACCUUGUCCUAAGGGCCAGUAUCUAGUCUUGCCGAAGACUUCAGUGAUUCCCGUUUGUGAAAUAAAUCCUUGCAUAGGUGACAAUCUAGUUAUGUGGCAUGAAAAAUGUGAGACUCUAGGUUCUUUUACUCCUUGUGGUAAAACAUACCCUGCCAGCGCUUUGUGGGUUAAUGCCACUACCAUAACAAUAGACUGUGUAAAAAUCUACAUGGAAAUUGAACCCAGAUUUUCGCAAGACAAUAUAGGAGAACAGGUUUUGUGUCCACCUGGAUGCAAGCGAAGUAUCAAAAGUCAAUGUGUGCCUGGUCCUAGAAGCUAA